CUUCGGGUCAAUGCGCCUCAGAAUUCCCAACAGAACAUCAAUCAUCUCCCACGCUCAUUCCAUCUCUCAUCGACACAAGUUCUCCACCCAGCUGAUCCCUAACCCAGAACCCCUUCUGGCUUCAGAGAAUCAUUUAUAUACCCAUCUCUUGAAAGCCUGCUUACAACAAUGCAACCGGGUCAAGAAACACAACCUGUUCGACGAAAUGCCUCAGCUGAUUGCUCAUGCUUCAAAUACCGGAAAAAUUAUCCAUUCACUGAGCGUGAAACUUGGUGUUGGGUCAAAAGGGUCUCUAGGAAACGCCAUCUUAGAUCUUUAUGCUAAGUGUGGCAAUGUGGACUUUGCCGAGAAGGCGUUUAACCUGCUGGAGAAGAGGGGUGUAUUGGCUUGGAACUCGGUUCUGUCUAUGUAUUCAAGGCUGGGUUUGUUGGAACAGGCUGUUAAGUAUUUCGGGUUAUUGAUGAACUCUGGGGUAUUUCCAAAUGAGUUCACGUAUGCAAUCAUCUUGUCUGCUUGUGCAAGACUGGUGGGCAUCAAGUAUGGUAGGCAAGUUCAUUGUUGUGUUGUUAAGACAGGGUUCGAGUCAAUCACUUUCUGUGAAGGUGCACUUAUUGAUAUGUAUGCCAAGUGCAAUUGUGUGAGUGAUGCUCGGAAAAUAUUUGAUGGGGCUGUGGAUUUAGAUACAGUUUCUUGGACUGCCAUGAUUUCUGGUUAUGUUCAAGUUGGUUUGCCUGAGGAGGCGCUGAAAGUUUUUGAGGAGAUGCAGAAAUCUUGCCGUGUUCCAGAUCAGGUGGCCUUUGUGACUGUUAUAAGUGCGUGUGUCAAUCUUCGAAGGCUUGAUGAUGUACGUGAAAUGUUUGCGAGGAUGCCUAAUCCGAAUGUUAUUGCAUGGAACCUGAUGAUUUCAGGGCAUGCCCAGAAUGGUUGCUAUAUGGAAGCUAUAACUUAUUUCCUGAAAAUGAGGAACGCUGGAGUAAAAUCCACAAGGUCUACACUUGGAAGUAUUUUAAGUGCAAUUGCCAGUUUGAGAGCUCUAGAUUAUGGCUUGUUAGUUCAUGCUCAUGCAAUUAAACAGGGGUUGGAUUCUAAUGUCUAUGCAGGAAGUUCAUUGAUUAAUAUGUACGCUAAGUGCGAGGAACUGGAUGCUGCAAAUAAAAUAUUCAAUGCUUUAAAUGAGAAAAAUGCUGUCUUGUGGAAUGCAAUGCUUGGAGGUUAUGCACAGAAUGGGUAUGCCCAUGAAGUCAUCAAGCUUUUUUCUAACAUGAAAGGAUGUGGCUUUCGUCCCGAUGACUUUACCUACACUAGCAUUUUGAGUGCAUGUGCUUGCUUGGAAUACAUAGAAAUGGGCCGCCAAUUGCAUUCUUUUAUUAUCAAGAGUGGAUUGUCGUCAAACUUAUUCGUGGGUAAUGCAUUGGUUGAUAUGUAUGCUAAAUCUGGGGCUCUCAAGGAGGCAAGGAAACAGUUUGAGCUCAUAAGCAAUCGAGAUAAUAUCUCUUGGAAUGCAAUUAUUGUGGGGUAUGUGCAGGAAGAGGAGGAGGAUGAGGCUUUCUACAUGUUCCGUAGAAUGAAUUUAUCUGGAAUUGUUCCUGAUGAGGUGUCCCUAGCCAGUAUACUCAGUGCUUGUGCAAAUGUUCAAGCACUUAGGCAAGGAAAACAAAUCCAUUGUCUCUCGGUUAAAUCUGGUCUGGAAACAAGCCUUUAUGCCGCGAGCUCGCUUAUUGGCAUGUAUGUAAAGUGUGCAGUGAUUGGAGCUGCACACAAAGUUUUCUCUUCCAUGCCUGAGCGAAGUGUGGCCUCCAUGAAUGCUAUGAUUGCUGGGUAUGCUCAAAAUAAUUUGGAGGAAGCAAUAGAUUUGUUUUGUGAGAUGCAUGAAGUAGGAUUGAAUCCAACUGAAAUUACUUUCGCAAGCCUUUUAGAUGCUUGUAAUGGACCACUUCUGCUAACACUGGGAAUCCAAAUCCACUGCCUUACCGUAAAGUGGGGCCAUUUGUAUGGUGGUGACUUUUUGGGUGUAUCUCUUUUGGGCAUGUAUUUGAGAUCCCAUAGAAAAGCAGAUGCGUAUAUUCUUUUCUCAGAAUUCCCAAAUCCAAAAAGUAGAGUGUUGUGGACUGCUAUUAUUUCAGGGCUCACUCAAAUUGAUUGCAGUGAGGAGGCUUUGCAGUUCUAUCGAGAAAUGCGUAGCGAGAAUGUCCUACCUGAUCAAGCUACAUUUGCUAGUGUUCUUCGUGCAUGUGCUGUCUUAUCUUCUUUGACAGAUGGUAGUGAGAUCCAUUCCCUCAUUUUCCACACUGGUUUUCACUUAGAUGAGUUAACGAGUAGUGCUCUUGUAGAUAUGUAUGCUAAAUGUGGGGAUGUAAAAGGGUCUGUGCAAGUUUUUGAAGAAAUGGGUUGUAAAAAUGACGUUAUUUCUUGGAACUCUAUGAUAGUGGGCUUAGCCAAAAAUGGUUAUGCAGAAUGUGCACUUCAGAUAUUCAAUGAGAUGAAGCAAACACAUGUUAUGCCUGAUGAUGUCACUUUCCUUGGUGUUCUCACUGCAUGUAGUCAUGCGGGGAGAAUAUCUGAAGGCCAUCAGAUCUUUGACACAAUGUUGAAUUACUACUGCAUUCAGCCCAGAGUAGAUCAUUAUGCCUGCAUGGUUGAUCUUUAUGGCCGAUGGGGUUUCCUUAAAGAAGCGGAAGAAUUCAUUGACAAACUAAAAUUCAAACCCGAUGCUAUGAUUUGGGCCACAUUACUUGGUGCUUGCAGAUUACAUGGAGAUGACAUAAGGGGGCGGCGGGCUGCUGAGGAACUCAUUGAGUUGGAUCCCCAAAAUUCUUCAUCCUAUGUGCUACUUUCUAAUAUAUAUGCUGCAUCGGGAAACUGGGAUGGGGUUAACUUUUUGAGGAGGGCAAUGAAAGAAAAAGGAGUUAGGAAGUUCCCUGGAUGUAGCUGGAUUGAAGUGGGACAAAAGAAGGACUUAUUUGUUGCUGGGGAUAAGUCUCACGCCAGUUCUGUAGAAAUCCAUGAAACCCUGAAGGAUUUGACGGCACUAAUGAAAGAAGAUGAUUAUGUUGCUGAGACUGAUUCUUUCUUGCUUGAUGAAGGGUGAUAAAGGCUAUCUUAUAUCUAUCCUUGUCUUAGCAAACGCAAUGUCAAAAUCCUGCAUGUGUAUGCCAGAGCAGAGAACAUAAAUUGGUGAGAAGACAUUCCCAAGGACCAUUUGGCUUUGAGGCAGAAGUUGGCUGGACCGAUGUUUUGGAGGUCUAGAUCUGCAUGAAAUUCAUCUUCUCUGAUUUUACGUGUGGGUUGAUUGAUGAUAGUCAUGGAAGUCUGCCACCCAAGUGCAUCUUAUCAAUGUGGAGAGGUAAGAAAUUUCUUGAGGGCUCAAAUAAUGUCUUGCCAAAUAGAUGCUGCGGGAAAAACUGAACACCUUUUGAAUUUGAGAUGACUAUAUAGGAAGUCAGAUUGGUAAAAUCUUCUCUCUCGUGGUAAAAUAAGCACCAUGAAUAACA
This is a messenger RNA of Juglans microcarpa x Juglans regia, 3491 nucleotides long. Its product is annotated as pentatricopeptide repeat-containing protein At3g09040, mitochondrial. Gene Ontology annotation, molecular function: protein binding; RNA binding. The record is from RefSeq and is a predicted model, not a curated record. The transcript is spliced from 2 exons. Gene Ontology annotation, biological process: RNA modification. Lineage: Eukaryota; Viridiplantae; Streptophyta; Magnoliopsida; Fagales; Juglandaceae. Bases 11 to 3088 code for a protein of 1025 amino acids.